UUCAAAGAUGUUAGAGUAAAAAUAUUAAAAACAAAAUGGAUUUUGCUUUAUGCUCUUAGUUUUUGUUGUUGUAUAAUCAAGUCUAUUAACAUAUGACACGGGAAAUUUUGCUUUAAUUUCUUCUGGUUGUAAAAAUGGAUAAGAAUCUACUUAAACAGUCAACUUUAAUGGGAUUUUUUACAAAAUUCCUUAAAUAAUCCUAGGUCUUGAGCAUGUUGAUUAAUAAUUCCCAACUGAUUUUAGAGUAACAAUUUAGAAUGUUUAAAAAACAAGUAAAAUUUUUCGAUUUUUUUUUAGGUUUUGAUCUUUAUGUUAUCUGCCCGGGGGCUCAGUCAGUUAUUGGCAUUAAAUAUUAAUGGUAUGCCAUUGAUGAUGAUAGAAUAUAAGUUAUAAAUAGUUUUAAUAACCUAUUUCCUACUGUUUAAACCUUUAAUCACCAACUACCAAGUGCAACAAAAGGAAUAAUUUCAAUAAUCAGUUUUGGAGUAGGUGGUACUAUGGAUUUCUUAUUAUCUGUAAUUUUCAAUUAAAUAAAUAGAUUACCUCAUUAACAAGUACUUAAGUAACUGUUGAUAUUACAUCUGCAACAAGCAUAAAAUCGCUUGGUUAUUAAGUAAUUUUAGGAGUUGAGGAGGCCUUUCAGGAUACUUAGAUUAUACAUCAUACUUAAACUUAUACUAGUGGCGCUAUAGUUUAAUAACCAAAAAGUUGGUUUUUUUUAGGUUAUUGUGGUAUGGCAUAAGAAUUUGGUAAUGGAUUUAGAUAAAAGUUUGUGAGAACAUCUGUUAGUCAAUCUUAUACAGUUACCACUUGUAAAUUGCAUUUUUAAUUAUUAUUUAGGGUAUGGAGCUUUUAUAAAAGCUCAUCAUAUUAGAACUUGGAUUACUUAUUAAUUUACAACAUAUAAAGCUUUUGAAUGCUAUACUAUAAGGAUCUCAUAGUUAUUUGAUUUGGAAGUGGCUAUCAAACCUUAAAUUUAUAUUGAUAUUGGUGAAAUCAAUCAAUCAUUUUCAUCCUCAUCAGAAGUAGUUUUUGAUAAGCCAAUUACCUAAUUGACUAUCAGUACAUAUAUGAAAUGUGCUAAAUCUAAAAAAAUAGUUAGCAAAUUUUUAAAAUGUGAAUCAUGUUCAUCCAAAAAUUACUAUUAAUUUACACAUUAUUGCCAUGGAACAAUCAAUGAAAUUAACUAUUUUCCCAGAUACAGAUUAAAUUAAUUAGUUUAUAAACAAUUAAAUAUUGAGAUACUGUCUGAUAAAAUCACAGUAACUUAACCAUUACGCAACCCAGAAGUGACAAAUCCAGUUUUGAUAGAAAUCAAGAUAUAGGCAUUAUGA
Paramecium sonneborni is the source of this 1334-nucleotide messenger RNA. Lineage: Eukaryota; Ciliophora; Oligohymenophorea; Peniculida; Parameciidae. The record is from the annotation of a GenBank genome assembly.